CUUGUGGGAAGAGUCAUUCAUAUCCACCAAUCGCGGCUACGGCUACCGAAACGGUAUACAUAUAAUAGAAGCUGGAGGCAGUCUGUCAACUAGUCCAUUUAAAUAUACCAAAGAAAUCGCUCGCAGAAUUUUAAAAGGCAAUAAUCGUGAAUUUAUCGUAGAUUUUACUGGUUUUUGAGGAAAAAUUAAAUGAAACUUCAACAUAGCUCAAGGCACUUGCUGUAUGAAGUAAAUAUUAGAAGAGAUCAUAGAAAAAAGACCAAUCAAACGAAAGAAGUUGAUACAGAAACGUCAAAAAGUGACCAAAGAUUAUCUUACGAAUAUUCAAAAUUUGUUUUCAGUGGAUAUGGUUACGAUAAGCAAGGUUCUAAUCAUAUUAGGAACAUUUCUGUCAAUGACAGAUGGAUUUACACUACCUAUAUUAAAGGAUAAUUACGACAUUGAAACAAUUGAUGUUGAACAAAGAGAAGUACAAAAGAAUGCGGCUGAUAAAUAUCCAUCUGUUCAUCAUUUUGCACGUCAUGGUUUGUGUCGAACGUUAACGGGUAAACGCCUUCUGUAUAAAGCACUGAAGACAAAGCUAUGCGCAAUGACACGUAUGUUUGCUCAAAAUAUUGUCAUGGAUUUAUGCCGUCAUCGAAACAGAAUGUUGGACCUUUGGGUAGCGGAAGUUUUCGAUUUAAAUGAUGACGGCUUUAUAUCGCACUUUGAAAGACAUCUUUAUGAUAUCGACAAGUGAAACCAGUUUAAAUAUUCAAAUUGAGAGCACAGUGUUUACCAAAGGAGCACAUAUUCUCGUGUCAUUUUGACGUCAAUACGACUGAAACGAACGAUUAAGGAAGCACUUGUUUGAUGAUCGUAUAUAACAGGAAUGUAUUUUUAUGAAGUUCUUUUGUUACCGAAGAAGUGUUCAUCUGUAAGAAAACUCUAUAAUGUGCGUUGUGGUCAUUUAUUUAUUUAUUUAUUUAUUUAUUUAUUUAUUUAUUUAUUUAUUCAUUCAUUUAUUCAUUCAUUUAUUUAGUUAUUCUCAUUUUUGACAAAUAUAUAUUCAUUAAUUGUUCAUUCUUUGUGCUUAAAGGAUUUUUUUCUUUAUUGUCACUGAGUUAUGUAAUUUAGAAAGUUACAGAGACAAUCUUCAUAUCAUGUCGAUAUUAUUUUCAUGAGUAUUGUUUACAAAAUGCUACCUCAUUUGAUGCAGUAUAAAGUAUUUGGAUAUACAGAAAUGUAUUUAUUUCAUGAUAUUCCGUCCAGUAUAUAUUAUAUUGAUUUUUUAACUCGUUGAAAUAAAAAGAAU
Messenger RNA from Ruditapes philippinarum (Manila clam), 1294 nucleotides. RefSeq lists its product as uncharacterized. The transcript is spliced from 5 exons. Lineage: Eukaryota; Metazoa; Mollusca; Bivalvia; Venerida; Veneridae. The record is from RefSeq and is a predicted model, not a curated record. Bases 347 to 739 code for a protein of 130 amino acids.